Molecule: messenger RNA, 1819 nt
Organism: Pogoniulus pusillus (Red-fronted tinkerbird)
Lineage: Eukaryota; Metazoa; Chordata; Aves; Piciformes; Lybiidae
Gene: OLFML1
Product: olfactomedin like 1
Exons: 3
Coding region: 268-1461 (397 amino acids)
Biological process (GO): signal transduction
Source: RefSeq, a predicted model, not a curated record
UCUAGAAAUAAACACAUUCAGAUCCUCUUCCACAACUUUAUUUUGUUAACUAUAAACUGCAACAGCCAUUUUAAGGCUAAUACUUGCUGGCACCGUAUUUUUAACUGCUUUGUAAUUUUUAGCAUUACUUUUUCACACUGAGGCAUCAGACAACUGCUAAAUUUCAUUUAUUCAUGGACCAGCAAUAGUGUUUGGGACUGCCCUGUACACACAGACACUCACACGCACUAAAUUCACUACUAUUUUCAUGCACAAUUUUAUGAAACAAUGAUAGCCUUGCAACUCCAAUUUUUAUUGGUUCCAUUCCUCACAAGCAGCAUGGGAGCAGCGCAGUAUCUGAUGCAAGACGCAGCACUGAUGAACUACCUAGACCGGCGUUUCCUAUCUUUGGAGAAGAGGCUGGAAAAAUGUAACCAAGACAUACUAGAAUACGUGGAAGAAUUCCGAGACUUUUCAAAGAUGGCAUUGUCACGCCUGGCAGUACUCAACAGUCACAAGGCUGAGGUUAAGAGUGAAGUAGAGAAUUUGCUAACAAGAAUUGAACGAGCACAAAGGGACAUAGACUACUUUGGAUCCAUCAGAGAUUCCAAUACAUGUGUAGGAGUACAUGAAGACCUGGUGAAACAGCAGCUAUCUGAAGCGGCAGAAGAAAAAAAGAAACUUAAACUCAUGCUUAAUGCAAGUUGUGACCAAACACUUGCAGGUAUUAAGUCGCUAAAGAUAGUUAAGAAGACUGGAGAUAAGCAUGGCUCUUGGAUGAAAGAUCCUGGCAAAAAGCAUGCAAAGAUUUAUUUAUUGAAUGGUUCUGUAAAUAAUGUUAUUUUUGAGUUUGCAAAUAUCAUGACAUUUAUAGAAAGCAAUCAUGCACUGAAAGCUCGCAGAGUCACCUUGCCAUUUCCCUGGGAAGGAACUGGCCACAUCAUAUAUCAGGGUUUCCUGUUCUAUCACAGAUAUGGCUCCUUAAAUGAGAUAAUUAAAUUCAAUAUCCAGAGAAGAAAUAUAACUGACCAAAUGCUACUGCCAGGGGCUGGAAGGAUUCCUGUCUAUCAGCUUUCUCCGUCUACAAAAAUAGAUCUUGCCAUUGAUGAGCAAGGGCUCUGGGCAAUCCAUGCAGAACCAGAGACUGAAGGGAACCUUGUAAUUACCAAAAUCAAUCACAUAACCAUGGCAGUAGAGCACACAUGGGACACAUCAUGCAAUAGCAAAGGUGCUGAAGCAGCUUUCAUGAUGUGCAACACACUCUAUGUUGUCUACAACUUCCCUAGUGGAGGCACCUCUCGUAUCCAAUGUGUUUAUGACGUUAUGGAGACUGUAAAUACUCAUGAAAUCCCAGUAUUACAUUUUCCAAAACGUCAAGGUAGUCAUUGCACUAUACAUUACAAUCCUAAAGAAAAGCAACUCUUUGCUUGGGGUGACGGAUCCCAGAUCAUUUACAAGCUUCACACAAAGCAAGAAGUCUAGAAUCCUUAGGAACUUUUCAAAUAUACUUAAAAGCUAGCAGUCUCAUAUCGCCAUGGGCCUUACAGCACAUUAAAAUUACCUUAUUCCCACCUGUUACAACUUUCGUCUGUUCUGCAUAACUACAGGCUUACAUACCCCAGUGAUCUUAAACUAACAUCCAGUUAAGAAUAUGUAAAGACUCCAUUAAUAUGAAUAAUACAAAAAAUAAACAACCACAAACAUACAACACCCACAAAUUUUAGUCUUAAAAACUAAGGUUAAUUAAAAAAAUGUGUUCUCUUCCUAUCAAAAUUAUAUAUAGAAUCAUAGAUUCAACCAGGUUGGAAGAGACCUCCAAGAUCAUCCAGGCCAACCUAUU